Leptidea sinapis is the source of this 4331-nucleotide messenger RNA. RefSeq lists its product as uncharacterized. Bases 421 to 4071 code for a protein of 1216 amino acids. Lineage: Eukaryota; Metazoa; Arthropoda; Insecta; Lepidoptera; Pieridae. The record is from RefSeq and is a predicted model, not a curated record. The transcript is spliced from 3 exons.
GCUCGAGAGUAAAUACUCAAAUAAUAAAUACAUUUUCUGAAUACUCCACCUGAACCCUAGGAAUUAAAAAUGUUCUAUAAAUUGUAGCAUUCAAUAGUCAAAAGGCGUCACACUAUUUGACCUUAAAAUAGUCGAUAAAAAAUAGAGAUUUCAUGACUGUGGCAUAAUGAAGAGCUUAGAGCACUGUCGUUCGCCCGUGUUAUCAAAGUUCGGCGUACAAUCGGUGCCACUAGUCACUGAUAUUGAUUAUUGAUAAAGAGCAAUAGUUUAUAGGCCUGCUGGUGUGGGUGUUGUCUGUUGGCGUUGACUAAUAGUCGUGACACUGGUGAGUAAUAGUGUUCUGUGACUCAGUUGCUUUCAAGUCGCUGCCCAGACUUCAGAGCGGUGAUUCUGCUCGAGGAUAUAAUUGGACAUAACCUCAUGAUGUUGGAUUUAAAUGGAGUAUCUUUGGGAGAACGUCAAGCAGAACUAAAUUAUAAAGUCGCAGAAGCAGUUAAAAAUAAAAUAAACUUUAAAGAUCUAGAAGCUCUAGAAGAAAAUUCCGAUGUCGACAAAUUGUACAAGAUAGACAUCGCGUCUAAACUAAAGAGAAUUCAUUAUAUUCAAGGAGUGUUAAAAUGUGGCGAUAGUUUGUAUGUGUCAAGAGCACUAAAGUACGAUUUUAUUUAUGGUGAUGAAUUCUCGGCGAUCAUCAAUCCAGAUAAUUUGAAUCAAGAAAUAUUUCCUUAUAUGUCUCUACGGAUGAAAAAAAAGCUUUUGGAAAAUGUAGCAUCUCGCGUUCGUAAUCAAACAAGGCUUCAAUCUUUCUUUGAAUAUUGCAUGAAAAUAAGAAUGUUUAAUUUGGCCUUUAAAUUUUCCAUAUGUUUAAGUGAGUUAACCAAACUGUAUAUUUUAAAUACUAAUUUCGAUUUCAUUAAGAAUCAAAAAAAUUGUCAACUAUUUAUUGGCGAUUCUUUUAUUUUAGCCUUGGCUUAUAUUUUGAAACUGGACAUUGUAAGCCAAGACAUUGUUAUGAAAUUUUCUAAUCUUUUCUUGGUAGACGCUGAGAAAUACUUAGAUAUGAUUGAGAAGCAUUACCAUAAAAAUGCUAGUACAAGAUUUGGUGCGAGAGUAUCAAAAAGUAUUAUGACCAAGCAUAAGGACAGAGUGCUAAGAAACCCUUUCGUUUACAUACAUAUAUUACACAAGAAAGUGUUGGCUCAUCACAGUACAAGCGAAGACGCUAAGAGUUAUAUAAGGGAUUUGUUACCCGAUCACGUUGACGACUUUUGGCUUAGCAAUAUUUAUAGUACAUACAAAUAUAUAUUUGACCUAAUUCCAAAAUCUGAAAUAUUUCAAUUUUAUAAAAGUGCAUUUACAAAUAAAUAUGAAACCGAUUUCUUUGAAAUGAAUGUACAGUUUUACUAUUUAAAUUAUUUUGAAUUUUUAAGCCAAGAGGAAAGGGAAAAUAUAGCACUUAAACAUAUAGAGGCAGGUGAAGAAUUAUUAGGUGAAAAUUAUGAUUUCAUCUGGUAUAAAUUUGUUGAUUACGAAGUGGCGUUUCCAGCAAUCAAGAAAUGUUUAUUGGUUACAAAUGAUUCGAGUAUUAGAAAUGAUAUGUUUAAAACUUUGGUGAAUUCUGCUAGAAAUCAACGACACCUAGAAAAUCUAUUUAUAUACUACUACGAGCGACAUGUGAAUGAACCUGAAUAUUAUAAAGAUGUUUUUAUAGAUACCGUUGCUGACAAUAAAAAUAUUUUUGAGUUUGAUGAAGGGUGUUGGACAGCUUUCAACAAAAUACUGUAUAGUAUCGAAGUUUAUACGCCCGGAUGUAAUAAACGCGAUAGGUUUAGGGCGUUUUGUAUUAUAUACCAUAUAAUUAAUGAUAUCGAAAUGCCAGAAGCAUUGAUAUAUUACAUCCUUCACGAUUUCAAUUCGUAUGAAUUUUUAAAACAUCGUGAUAAGUUAACUGAUGCGCAGUGGUUACAAAUAUACGAUAAUAUGUACGAAGUUCAUCAUAAACAUAUGAAUGAAAUAAAUGAACGUCUUAUAACCGGUGCUGGUGAUACUCAAAUAAAAAAUGAAAUGCUAGAACAGAUACGUAAAUUUCUCUCACUUCUUGAAUUUUUCAAAAAAUCCAUGAAUGAUAUUCCAAAAAAUAUUUUGAAUUUUAUAACGUCAAAUAUAGAUUACUUUCAGUAUUGUGAUUUUUUCAGAAAAGAUGUAAAAGAAGAAAAAAUAACAGAAAGUUUAUUAUUGCGCCUAUUGAAAAAGGAUAAACGGUUACUUAUACUUGACAAAACAAGGAAGAACAAAAUAUUUGAUAAAAUGAACGAUGACAUAGGUUUAAGACUAAACAGGUUUGCUAUGGUUUUAAAGAUUUAUUUUUCAAAUGAUGCGAUUGCCAAAGAAUUUCUAGAAUUCUUCCAAAGUUGUAUAGGCAAGGCCACAUACGAUUACAAAUAUUACAGAGUGAUAAAAACUGCCGUAUGCAGUUUAUUUCAAUUAGCAGAUGAAGAUUAUAAAGUUAACUUAAUGUCGAAAUAUGCACCAAUUGAAGCAAAGAUUGACCAUAAAAAUAUCGGAAGAGAUGUAUUGAGUAUUCAAGAAGCCAUCUGUCGUCAUGCAGGUUAUUCACGUCCACCAGUACCUUUAUCAAGUAUACUUCAAUACAUUAAAGGAGACUAUGUUCAUUUUUGUCUUCCAAUAUUCAACAUGUACUUAGCUGACUUACCUUUGCCAAAAGCGAUGCAAUUUAUUGAAGCUGUAUUGAACGCUCCGGUAUCUAUACAAAAGCAUGGGAUUCGAUUAGCCUUCAAAAUGUUCAGUACAGAAAAGUUGGAAAAACUUGUAAGAGACAUAUGGAAUAAAUCAAAAAAUGUAUCUAUAAGAAUGAUUAUUUAUAAAGACCUUUUUGCAAAAGUAAAGAACACCGAGGGUGAUGAUCAAAAACAACUAUUUGAAAUAUUAAAAACCUUCACAAAGACAUUGCACGAAGAUGAUCAAGAAGAAGUGUUUAAAUUGAUUAAGUCAAAUGAGAUGCCUGAACAAUUCAGGGCAGAAUAUUUAAAUGCUGCCUGGUUUGCAAUUAAAUUGUUCUCUUUUAAAAAGAAUUUUAACAUGAGACGUAAGAUUAUGAUAGUGCAAACAAUAGAAAAUAACAUUGCUCUCAUAGAAAAAAAAUAUAUACGAACGGAAAUAAUAGACGAAUUUGUGAAAGAAAUGUUAGAUGAAGAUGGUUUAGCUCAAGAGUACAAGCCAAGAGAAUACGAGUUAAACGCCGCUAUGUGGUCUUUAAUUGAAACAUUUAUAUUCUUUGUAAGAAACGAAGAAGAUCUAAGUGAUUCCCAGGAAUUAUUAAAAACGAUUACUGCAAGUUGUCAAAAAUCUUGGGACCGAAUUCACGAAGACAAAUAUAUACUACGGGAAUUUCUUUGCACAUUCCUAAACAAAAAUAAAAGUAAAUGCUGCGAUGGUUGUGAUGUAUUAGUCAAUCAAAUUAAUACAAAGUCAUUGCUGGAGCUGUGCUUACAGAGUUUGCAAAAAUUGUGCCCACUACAAGAGGUCUACCUGAAUGUUUUGGGAUUGAAACUAAAUAUAGCUACUAGAAAAGUUUUAAGCUACUCUUUAACUGAUUUGGAUGAAAUUGCGAGACUUUUUAUCAAAGAGGUGUUACCUAUAUUAAAUGGUAUGAUUAACAGAAAUAUAUUUUGCAAAAUAUUCAUUUCUAAGAUAUCUAGCGAAAUAAACAGUUGUAUAUGUGUCAUGGCCUCAUAUCAUAAUAAUUGGGAUGCUCCAGAUAUCCUUACAAUACAUGUAUGCUCUGAGUUAUUAGGUGUUAAUAAAAGUACAUCUCUUCUGGCAUUAACUUUGAUGCCUACUGAUGCAUAUACCGACCAUACAAGAGGUCUUAUGAAAUGUUUUCUUGAUGAUCUCAAGAAAAUUAAUGACUUUGAGGUUCAAAGUUACUACUAUGAUAAAUUUUAUGCAUCAUCAUAUAGUGUUGGAUAUUUUGUACAGUUUAAUGAGGAUGAAAACAAAACAUUUGAUUGUACUGCCAAUGAAAAUGAAGAACCAAGAGUUGAAAAAUAAAUAAAAAUAUUACAUUACUAAAUUAUAUUAUGUUAAAAAGUUACAUGUUUGUUUGUUAACUUAUAUUCUUUAAAUGCCUUUUAAAAUUAUCAUUUUUUAUAGAAGCGAAUGUUUAAAAAACAUGACUGUCGGUAGCUUUAACUUUCUUUUGAAUGUCGCUUUCCCUGUUGUUCCUUUUUUACAUUUUAAAAGUUUUUCUAUUUGAAAGGGCUUGUUGAAGUUAUUUCUGUUUAGUUGGGAAUAUUAAAGCCUAAUUUGUA